Messenger RNA from Nicrophorus vespilloides, 1352 nucleotides. Its product is annotated as tyrosine aminotransferase. The record is from RefSeq and is a predicted model, not a curated record. Gene Ontology annotation, biological process: biosynthetic process; amino acid metabolic process. Lineage: Eukaryota; Metazoa; Arthropoda; Insecta; Coleoptera; Silphidae. The transcript is spliced from 3 exons. Bases 105 to 1349 code for a protein of 414 amino acids. Gene Ontology annotation, molecular function: pyridoxal phosphate binding; transaminase activity.
UUCCACUUUCUUUGGUGGGGUUUAAUAAGCCCCCAGGUUGUUGUAUGGAAAGAUAUCAAAGACGCAGUUUUUGAUAGCAACAAUAUCGCGUUAGCGCACAUUCGAUGCAGCCUCUUCGCACGAUCAAGAUGAAUGUUACCGCAAGAACAGAAUGGGCAGUGGAAGCAUCGAAAAUCGCUCAGAACAGUGAGAUUCCUCUGAUGGAAACGAUAAGAACAUGGAAAGCGAAUCCCAAUAAAGCAAUAAUUUCGUUUACUUCAGAAGAUCCAACUGAUCAAUACAACUUUAAAACGUCGAAGGAAACUCUAAAUGCAAUUUUCCAUACAAUUCAAACUGGUAAAAAUAAUGGAUACGCUCCAUCCGUGGGUUACGAAAAUUCAAGAAAUGCCGUCGCCGAAUACAUGUCUAAGAAAGGCGUCGAAUUAACAGCGAAAGACAUUAUAUUAUGCAGCGGUUGUUCUUCUGCUCUCGAUCUUUGCUUGACUGUUAUGGUCGAUGGUAGAAGAAAUCAAAACGUUCUGAUACCGAAACCGGGUUUCUAUUUGUACAAGAUGUUGGCAAAAAGUUUGGGAAUCUCUGUAAAGGAAUACGAUUUAUUACCAAACGACGAUUGGCAAAUUAAUUUGUACGAUUUGGAUAGAAAAAUUGACUCGAACACUGCUGCUGUACUCAUAAGUAAUCCGUCCAAUCCGUGCGGUUCAGUUUAUUCCACCAAACAUUUGCUGGACAUCGUUGAAAUAUGCGACCGCCACAAGAUUCCCAUAAUUGCAGACGAAAGCUACGACCAAUUAGUUUUCAACGCAAACUUCGUAUCGUUGGGUGCUUUAGAAACGACGGUUCCAAUCUUAAUUUGCGGUGGUCUGUCCAAAGGAUUCCUGGUGCCUGGCUGGAGAUUGGGCUGGAUUUUAAUCGUUGAUCCCAUCGACGCGUUUCAGACGAUCAGGAAGGGACUCGUCAGUUUGACGCAAAGGAUUAUCGGUUGUAAUACGGUGAUUCAAGGAGCCCUGCCGACGAUCCUGAAUGCCAACAGCGACUUCAUAGACGACGUGAACGAAAACCUCAAGAAAAAUGCGACUGUCGCAUUCGAAGCGUUUCAGAUCGACGGCUUAAAGCCGUACAUGCCCCAAGGCGCAUUGCAUAUGAUUAUUGGAAUUGACCUGAACAAAUUUCGUUUCAAUACAUCCAUGGAGUUUCUACAGAAGUUUUAUGAGGAGGAAUCAGUACACUGUUUGCCAAGCGAAGUAUUCGGUGUUUCUGGUUUCAUGAGGAUCAUUUUGGUAAACACCACAGACGAAAUCAUUGAAGCAAGUGAAAGAUUAACAAAUUUUUGUAAAAAAUACAUAUUAUAAAUA